Messenger RNA from Parnassius mnemosyne (clouded apollo), 1737 nucleotides. Lineage: Eukaryota; Metazoa; Arthropoda; Insecta; Lepidoptera; Papilionidae. The record is from the annotation of a GenBank genome assembly.
AUGAUCGUUUGGCGAACGAAGAACACGAGCCGUCGGAAAUAUAGCAGCUGGUCCAAAAUGGCUACAAAUGUCGCGUCUCACAUAUCAAGGACAACUGUCAUCUGGUUAAUGCUAGCUUUAGUAAAUACAAGAGUUCGCGCUGGCGAGCUGUGGCCAAUGGAGAGGCCAGAGGGCAUGCCCGUCAUCCAGUCGUUAGAAGUCAUGUGCGGCAAGGAUCACAUGGACGUGCACCUAACAUUCUCACAUCCAUUCGAGGGCAUCGUGUCAUCUAAAGGGCAACAUGGCGACCCCCGAUGUGUGUACGUGCCGCCAUCCACGGGACAAACGUAUUUCUCGUUUAGGAUCGCGUACGCGAAAUGUGGAACGAAACCUGACCUCCACGGGCAGUUUUAUGAGAACACAGUAGUGGUGCAGUAUGACAAAGAUUUGCUCGAGGUGUGGGAUGAGGCGAAGCGAUUGCGUUGCGAAUGGUUCAACGAUUAUGAGAAAACUGCAUCUAAACCCCCGAUGGUUAUUGCUGAUUUAGACGUCGUGCAACUGGACUUUAGAGGCGACAACGUCGACUGUUGGAUGGAGAUACAAGCAGGAAAAGGUCCUUGGGCGCCACCAGUCUCUGGAAUAGUUCCUCUCGGUUCUACGUUAACUUUGGUCGUAGCGAUCAACGAUUAUCGAGGUGAGUUCGAUAUGCGAGUAAAGUCGUGCGCUGCUUCCGAUGGCUCUGGACACGUUAUUCAGUUAUCAGAUGAAUACGGAUGUGUCUUACGCCCUAAAAUGAUUUCUAGGUUCCUUAAGGCAAAAGCAGCAGAUGAAAGAGCUACAGUUAUAACUUACGCCUUUUUCCACGCAUUUAAAUUCCCCGACGCUCUCAGUGUACAUAUUCGGUGCAAAGUUGAAAUCUGCAGACAUGGAUGUCUUGAUCACUGCCAACUUGAGGGCGUAACACCGCAAAGACAUGGAGCACUGGACAGGAAGGAUGAUAGAACACAUCAAGAUCAUAAUGAUAUCAGUGACUCUUCUGCUGAAGGUUCGGACACGAGUCUAGCAGAGGAGUAUCAACGUCUCCCAUUGGAGGAAGCCUUCGGAGAUGAGGUCUCAGGUGACGUCGUACCGGCGCCAGCACCACUACCUCAGCGGGCUCCAGCUCCUGUCAUGGAAUCUGAAUCUGAUCAAAUUUCAUCUCUGGAAGACGCUUUCGAAUCAUUAAACAAGAGACCAUUCACUGAUCGUACGCCUGAACACGAACGUUUCCCACAUGGACCAAGGAAUCUAGCUUCGAGUAUGAAUAAAGGACAGGGAGGAGAAUCAGCGAUCCCAACAAAAGCACGGGGUCCAGCUGUCGCUGGUCCUAGAUCCUUAAGAAAACGUCGCACGGUGCGUGACGCCAGAUCUGCGGAUGUCGGUGUUUCAGGAAUUUACGAUGUUGUUUCUGAAGCAGACUUAGCAUUCGGACCAUCUAGAGAACCUGUGACUGUUUUCAGUGGGAGAAUACGGGAAGAGGUUGUCUACGGUGUGUGUAUGGGUGCAGUGAGUUUUGGAGCGUUAUUCGCGUCUGCAGCAGGCGCUGCAGCUGGUGCAGCUCUAGCCGCUGCUGUGCUGCUGCACAAACUUCGGUCAAGAAUGGCCUCCGAGCCCCCAGUGCCAAUAUCACCAGCGCCGGCAUCUCACUCUCUUGCUGCAUGGAUGGCUCUAAGACUCUUGGGCUCCCCUCCCCACCCACAUCAUUCUCAUGAAGGCUGA